Messenger RNA from Rhodamnia argentea, 2016 nucleotides. Its product is annotated as ATP-dependent 6-phosphofructokinase 5, chloroplastic. Gene Ontology annotation, cellular component: cytoplasm. Bases 55 to 1686 code for a protein of 543 amino acids. Lineage: Eukaryota; Viridiplantae; Streptophyta; Magnoliopsida; Myrtales; Myrtaceae. Gene Ontology annotation, biological process: fructose 6-phosphate metabolic process; glycolytic process. Gene Ontology annotation, molecular function: ATP binding; 6-phosphofructokinase activity. The record is from RefSeq and is a predicted model, not a curated record. The transcript is spliced from 13 exons.
GCUCCCCUCGCAUUGUCUCUCUCGUCAUAGGAAUCUCCGCUCCAGGUGGGACUGAUGGACGCCCUCUCGUGCUCUCGCCACGUGAUCACCAACCCCCACGAAGUCAAACUCGCCGUCCCUCGCCCCCACCACCGCCACCACCGCGGCCUCGCGUAUCAUCAUGCCAAGGGCGAGAGACCCGGCGGAGCUUUUCUGGGCUGUCGCGGAAAUGGACGCGGGGUGGUUGCUCCGAGCGUCGUCAAGAACCAGAGUCAACGGGACCACGGGAUCGACUUCAGCGACCCCGAUUGGAAGCCCAAGUUCCAGAGGGACUUCGAGAGCCGAUUCAAUCUCCCACAUUUGAAGGACAUUUUCCGCGAUGCUGUCCCCAUACCCUCCACUUUCUGCCUCAGGAUGAGGACACCAACAGAGGAUUUUGCAGAUGGGUACCCGUCAGAUGAGAAGUGGCAUGGAUACAUCAACAAUAGCGACAGGGUUCUUCUUAAGGUUAUACAUUAUUCAUCUACUACAUCUGCUGGCGCAGAGUGCAUUGACCCUGACUGUACUUGGGUGGAACAAUGGGUUCAUCGUGCUGGACCUCGAGCAGAAAUAUAUUUUAGGCCAGAAGAAGUGAAGGCAGCCAUUGUUACUUGUGGAGGACUUUGCCCUGGUCUAAAUGAUGUCAUCAGACAGAUUGUCAUCACUCUAGAAAUAUACGGAGUGAAAGAGAUUGUUGGCAUACCUUUUGGUUAUCGUGGUUUUUCUGAUGAAGGAUUGUCUGAAAUGCCGCUGUCAAGGAAAGUUGUUCAGAAUGUUCAUCUAUCUGGUGGAAGCUUGUUAGGAGUUUCACGUGGAGGACCCAGUAUUACCGAAAUUGUGGACACUAUGGAGAAAAGAGGAAUCAACAUGCUUUUUGUCUUGGGUGGGAAUGGUACACAUGCUGGGGCAAAUGCUAUCCACAAUGAGUGUCGUAAAAGACGUUUCAAGGUGGCUGUAGUGGGUGUCCCAAAAACUAUUGACAACGACAUAUUGCUGAUGGAUAAAACUUUUGGUUUUGACACUGCUGUUGAAGAAGCACAGCGUGCUAUAAAUUCUGCAUACAUCGAGGCGCACAGCGCAUACCAUGGGAUUGGCGUUGUGAAGUUGAUGGGACGUAGCAGUGGUUUUAUAGCCAUGCAUGCAUCUCUUGCCAGUGGACAAAUCGACAUAUGUUUAAUUCCAGAGGUACCAUUUCACUUGCAUGGCCCUCAUGGUGUUUUAAGGCAUCUUAAAUAUUUGAUUGAGACAAAGGGAUCAGCUGUUGUCUGUGUAGCAGAGGGAGCUGGGCAGAAUUUUCUUGAGAAAACUAAUGCCAAGGAUGCAUCUGGAAAUAUUGUACUGGGUGAUAUCGGUGUGCAUAUUCAACAGGAGAUAAAGAAGUACUUUAGAGAAAUUGGUGUUCCUGCUGAUGCGAAGUAUAUAGAUCCCACAUACAUGAUCCGUGCGUGCCGUGCAAACGCAUCGGAUGGGAUUCUCUGUACCGUUCUAGGACAAAAUGCUGUCCAUGGGGCAUUUGCUGGAUACAGUGGAAUUACAGUAGGCAUAUGCAACACUCACUAUGUCUACUUCCCCAUGCCAGAAGUCAUUCAGUAUGCUAGGGCUGUGGAUCCAAACAGCAGAAUGUGGCAUCGGUGCUUGACCUCGACGGGUCAACCUGACUUUGUUUAAAGAGACUUCCUCUGAUGGCAAUCAGCAGGUAUUUUUUUAAUGGACGCAAAGAACGGAGAGUUGAUUAACCAAGAUUCUCUUUGGCUUGCUCAUUUUGUUCAGAAGAAAUAAAGGAUAAAAAGGAUGGCCAUUCAUCAAUUUCUUUAACUUUAUAGAAGAAGACAGGUUAGUACACCAAAUUGAGAAUAAUACUGAGAGGAACUGCAGAUCAACAAUCUUCCGAUGAUCUGUAAACGAAUUUCAUUCAGAACACUCAUGUCGUUCGAGUACAAUACUAGAUCAUAUGUAUUAUGUGUUUCAUCGAUUUCAAGGUAGACUUGAUUUAUGGAA